Messenger RNA from Limulus polyphemus (Atlantic horseshoe crab), 1410 nucleotides. RefSeq names its product guanine nucleotide-binding protein G(f) subunit alpha-like. Gene Ontology annotation, cellular component: heterotrimeric G-protein complex. NCBI's taxonomy places the organism in Eukaryota, Metazoa, Arthropoda, Merostomata, Xiphosura, Limulidae. The coding region runs from base 154 to 1023 and encodes 289 amino acids. The transcript has 7 exons. Gene Ontology annotation, molecular function: G-protein beta/gamma-subunit complex binding; GTPase activity; G protein-coupled receptor binding. The record is from RefSeq and is a predicted model, not a curated record. Gene Ontology annotation, biological process: adenylate cyclase-modulating G protein-coupled receptor signaling pathway.
UUACGAAAAGGGAAGCAGUUUGUCCCUCUUUUUGGUGAGAUAUAGUAUAGAAAUGAUGACAUUCACAAUUAUUAUGUCAGACUGUGGGAUAUAGUAUAGACGUGAUGACAUUCACAAUAAUUAUGUUAGACUGUGGGAUAUAGUAUAGACGUGAUGACAUUCACAAUAAUUAUGUUAGACUGUGGAAUAUAUUUCCUUGACAAAGUUGACGAGGUUCGAAAUCCGGAUUAUAAACCCUCGGACCAGGAUAUCCUGUGUUGCAGGAAGAGAACAUGCGAUAUUCAGAAAAUUGAAUUUGAAGUUGAAAUCCCGAAGAAAUAUGGUGGUGGUACCCAAAUGUUUUGGAUGUUUGAUGUUGGGGGACAACGUGGAGAGCGACGUAAGUGGAUUCAAGUAUUUGAUGGUAUUACAGCCAUUUUAUUCCUCAUAUCAUCUUUUUAUACCAUUGUUAGGAUGUUUGAUGUUGGGGGACAACGUGGAGAGCGACGUAAGUGGAUUCAAGUAUUUGAUGGUAUUACAGCCAUUUUAUUCCUCAUAUCAUCGUCGGGUUUCAACCUGAAAGUUCGAGAAGACACCGACAAAAACCAGCUUAAGGAAUCCAUUGAAUUGUUCCAAGAUGUUUGGUCAAGCAGGUUUCUCCGAGAAUGUGGAUUUAUCAUAUUUUUUAAUAAACAAGACUUACUCAAAGAGAAGAUAGCGUCGGGAACAAAGAUAGCAAAAUAUUUUCCGGAAUUCGACACUUACAAUCUAAGUAUUCAAGACAGAGACAGCGAGGAAGAUCCUGAAUAUAAUAUGGCUCGCUGCUUCAUUCGUGACAAAUUUAUGGAAAUAACCAGGAAACCUCAAACAAAUAUACGCCUGAGCACAACAGAAAUAUAUUACGACUUUAACAGAGAAGCCAAAAACCGAAAGUGCUACUGGCAUUUUACCACUGCCACGGACACCGAAAACGUCAAGCGAGUAUUUAAGGAUAUUCAUCAUAUGAUAAUCAUGUCAAACAUACAGGCAAUUACACCGAGCUGAAGUCGUAGAGGAACUCAAUCUUAAGGAGCAGAAAUAAUUUUAUUUUCAAAACUUUUCUUGUUAAUAAUGUAUUAGUGUUUAACUCUAAGGUUCAUUUGUCAAUUUUGAUUUCGAAUGUGAAUUUAUAAAUACGGUGUUUUCAUUUUUAAAAUAUCGUAAGUUUAUACAAGAAAGAUUCCAUUUAAUGUAUCCUGCACCCAUUCCAAACCAAUAAGAAAAGGAUGUUAAGGAAGAUUCCAUUUAAUGUAUCCUGCACCCAUUCCAAACCAAUAAGAAAAGAAUGUUGAAGGAAGAUUCCAUUUAAUGUAUCCUGCACCCAUUCCAAACCAAUAAGAAAAGGAUGUUGAAGGAAGAUUCCAUUUAAUGUAUCCUGCACCCAUUCCAAAC